Molecule: messenger RNA, 372 nt
Organism: Tetrapisispora phaffii CBS 4417
Lineage: Eukaryota; Fungi; Ascomycota; Saccharomycetes; Saccharomycetales; Saccharomycetaceae
Gene: HOT13
Product: Hot13p
Exons: 1
Coding region: 1-372 (123 amino acids)
Biological process (GO): protein import into mitochondrial intermembrane space
Cellular component (GO): mitochondrial intermembrane space
Molecular function (GO): zinc ion binding
Source: RefSeq, a predicted model, not a curated record
AUGACUGAUCCCUAUAUCAAGGGUCUCAUGGUGGAUGACCAAUCUCGAUGCAUUCAUUGGAAUUCUGAACUCGAUGUUAUAGCAUUUAAGUUUAAAUGUUGUGAUUCCUACUAUUGUUGUCACAGUUGUCAUGAAGAAACUGCAGACCACCCUAUUCAACGCUAUGAUAUUGACGCAGAAUCGAACACAAAGGUUGUUAUCUGUGGUGUUUGUAAAAAUGAAAUGACUUUUCAACUGUAUCGUGAUUCUGAUGCUAAGCAUAAGGGGUUAUCGUGCCCUAAUUGCAAUGCAGCAUUUAAUCCUAAAUGCAGUUUACAUUAUGAUAUAUAUUUUAAAUCAAGUCAAUUUGAUGAUCCAUGCAAUCUCAAGUAG